This is a messenger RNA of Desarmillaria tabescens, 1431 nucleotides long. RefSeq lists its product as uncharacterized. The record is from RefSeq and is a predicted model, not a curated record. NCBI's taxonomy places the organism in Eukaryota, Fungi, Basidiomycota, Agaricomycetes, Agaricales, Physalacriaceae. The coding region runs from base 1 to 1431 and encodes 476 amino acids. The transcript has 5 exons.
AUGUAUACCUUGACGCGCGGGGUUUUGCCUAUAUUCGUGAAGAGCUACUAUUGUCGCAAAUGUAAGACUCGUUUCAACGCAAAUUAUCAGGUUCAAGAUGCCCAGUGUCCUGAAGCUAGGCGAUUAUAUUAUGACGAGAUAUCCAAGAUACUCAAGGUGGAAGAGACUGUGUUCAUGGAGGUCAGACUGGUUGAGACCUUCCGUGAGCUCAUGGCCACUCUCCACGCCUCGGUGAGUGGCAUAGCACAGUGGUACAAUCAAGGCAUCGCAGCAGCCACAAUGAAUGUUCCCAACAACCUUAAGUACCAUGCCAUCAUGACGGGAGAGAUGGUAUAUGAUGUGUUCUUCCUGCAUGGUCUGCUGUUGGAUCACUUCAAUCAACAUUCCAGAUUGUCUGUACCCCAUGGAGGACAGCAAUGGGAUCGUCUGACUGAAGCGUUAGAGAAGCACAACAUUCACAUGGUUGGCACCGGACAGGAACACUGGGCACAUCGCUGCAAGAUAUGCAUGCACCUAAUUUGUGGGCCAGAUGGAAAGUUAUGUAGUCUGGAUGCUGGGACCAUGGACGGCGUCACCAUGGGCCAUACGUGCUGCUCCAUUGAGGGCAUAUGCAAGGAGUUAUUGGCUACUCCAAAGGAUCGGUUUUGUCCCUCACAUAGCGACCGAAACAACAAGUGCUUUGUCGCAGGCUGCAAAGAACCUCCCGAGAAGCACAACAAGUCUCUUGCCUGCACAACACCUGCUCACUGCGAACGAGAGGCUGAACUGCACCGGCAUAUGCAGAAGGGCAUGAAGGAGCUGAUCGCACGAUAUCUGCGGCGUCCGCGCAGUGAGGCAGAAGGGGGUGAGUCCACAAUGCCCAUGAUCACCCCUACAGAGGCAGCAACAACGCCUUCCCGAACUGCGCAGGUGGAGGCUCUGUUCGGUGCUCUGUUGCAUGCACCCAAGGCCUUGAACGCUGUAGUUGGAAGGUUGAACUGUAAAUGGAUGCACAAUGAGCAACUGUUCGUGCACCCUUGCGGCGUCAUCAUAUCCCGCUGCACUUUCUAUAAUGCCGAAUCCUUAACAGCGUGCAAUGAUUUCCUCAAGGUUAUGUUCCCGACAUCUAGGUACCCCAACUGUCUCCCCAGCUACAUCUUCUACGAUAACAAUUGUCAGCUACUGUGCCAUGCCUGGAAGCAAGGAGAUACUUACUAUAACAAGACAGGGAUGGUCGUAGAGACCUGGCAUGCUAAAUCCCACAAGGAAACCAACAAGUUUUGUCGCAAGUGGUGCCUCCCUUCACGCUUUUCAGAGUUGAUGACAGUCAGGCGCGAUGGGAAGCUAAGGUGGAGGUUCAACAUGUCAUCUGCUGAACAGGCAAACGCAUGGUUUGGGGGAUAUCACCCUAUCAUCAGGGAAAUGCCUCACUGUCGGUAUGAAGUCUUUUGA